Messenger RNA from Dicentrarchus labrax (European seabass), 1014 nucleotides. RefSeq names its product protein Hook homolog 2-like. Gene Ontology annotation, molecular function: microtubule binding. NCBI's taxonomy places the organism in Eukaryota, Metazoa, Chordata, Actinopteri, Moronidae. Gene Ontology annotation, biological process: cytoplasmic microtubule organization. The record is from RefSeq and is a predicted model, not a curated record. The transcript is spliced from 4 exons. The coding region runs from base 364 to 612 and encodes 82 amino acids.
AGUCUUCUGUCCGUUUGCAGUGGUGUGUAUGCAGAACAAGAGAGAUCUCAGCCAGGAAACGUGGCACAUAAUGAGUCCGGUGACUGACUGCCCAACAGCGAAUGUGCCCGAGUCAGCAGGAUGGCAUCUUUGACUGUGGCGAGGAGCCAGAGCACUUAAGCCUGCAGCACCUCUCCAUAUUGUUCUGUCUGCCACACAACAAAACCAGGGCCUCCACUGCAAAAUACAGCCAAGAGCAGCCACUGAGCUGCAGACAGACGGGGCAGGUCAGGGGGCUGUUGGUGUACAAGUCGGUCAGUCACACAAACAAAUCUUUGGUUAUAUUUGUGUAGGAUUUGUCUGUGUUGUGAUAUAUCUGGAAUAAUGACCAGCCACAGAGAGGCCACACUGGCAGCUGCCCCAGAGGACACACAGACGGAUAAUACAAGGUCCAGACAAGAACAAGAGGAGAAACUGAUCCUGACAGCCUGGCAAAGCAUGUCCUCAGCUCUACAGCAGCACAGUCUGUCUGAAAACUCCAGAGCUCCAGGCCUGGCUCAGUCUUUCCUGUCCAAACAGAGGCAGUCCACCCAGGCCAGGAGGGCGCUCUCCCCCCGGCUGCAGCCCAGGUAGGACCCUCCAUCCGCAGUGGGAAAUGGAGGCGUGCAGCCCAUGGGACGAAAAGCAAGAUUGUGGGAAAAGGUGUGCAUUUUCUGUCAUUUUUUUCAUUUUCUGAGGAUCUGUGCUGUCUUUGGUUUGCUGCUAUCGCCCCCUGCUGAUCAAUGCUGGUACUGGACUAUUGACCUAAAUGAAGAGAAAAACUAAAUAGUAAAUGUCUUGGUUUACUGUUUUUAUGUAUGUAACUAAAUGUGUGCUUGUCAAUAAUCACUAGACUGUCUGCUCCAUUCUUCAAUGUAUAAUAUACAUUUAUUACUGCAGGUAAGAUACAAUUAGUAAUAAUGCAAAAAAAAAAAAAGAUUAUUUGUCAUUCAUGUAAAACUGUUCUUAUCUCAUUAAUAUCAUUCAAUAUUUGUU